AAAACCAAACCCGUUGCCAUUCAGUCGAUUCCAACUCAUAGUGGCCCGAUAGGACAGAGUAGGACUGCCCCAUAGGGUUUCCAAGGAGCGCAUGGUGGAUUUGAACUGCUGACCUUUUGUAGCUCUUAACCACUUGAGUCCCCUGAAUAAUCAUGUCUAAUGGGACUGGCCAGGAGUAGUACCAGGGAGGGGAGUCUUAAGUUGUUUGUCUUUAUUGUGUAUGGUACUAGACUUAUACUUAAAAACCACUUUUCUGUAUGGCUUGCUCACUUGCUUACCAGAUAAUACAUGGAGAAGAGGUUGGGACAUUCAGCUCUGAAACUGAUUUCAACAAAAUUUGAAGAGUUGGAAAAAGGAAAAAAAAUGUAAAAAAACAUUAACAAAUUCCAAAUUCCUUUUUAUGCCCUGUUCUUUCUAGCUUCAUUUUUUUUGUUUGUUUUCGUUUUUGUUCUUCUUUCAAGAAAAUUAAAACAGUAAGUUUUCAUGGAGAAAUGGAAUCAAACUUCUAAUGAUUUCAUUUUGUUGGGACUCCUUCCCCCAAAUCAAACUGGCAUGCUGCUCUUGUGCCUUAUCCUCCUUGUAUUCUUUCUGGCCUCAGUGGGAAACUCAACCAUGAUUUUCCUCAUUUGCAUGGAUUCCCGACUCCACACACCCAUGUACUUUCUCCUUAGCCAGCUCUCACUCACGGACCUGAUGUACAUCUCUACUACCGUCCCCAAGAUGGUGCAUAACUUCCUCUCUGGCCACAAAGGCAUCUCUUUCCUAGGAUGUGGCUUUCAAAGCUUCUUCUUCUUGACAACGGGUGGUGCUGAAGCCUUACUCUUGGGCUCCAUGGCCUAUGACCGUUACGUGGCCAUCUGUCACCCCCUCCAUUAUCCCAGCCAUGUGACUAGAAGGAUGUGUGUCCAGAUGAUCAUAGGAUCUUGGAUCUUGGGGUCCAUCAACUCUUUGGCACACACAGCCUAUAUCCUUCAUAUUCCUUACUGCCGGUCCAGGGCCAUUGAUCAUUUCUUUUGCGAUGUCCCAGCCAUGGUGUCUCUUGCAUGUAUGGACACCUGGGUCUAUAAGUACAUGGUUUUUGUGAGCACUAGCCUCUUUCUGUUCCUUCCUUUCCUUGGCAUCACUGCUUCCUACAGCAGAGUCCUUCUGGCUGUCUACCAUAUGCGCUCCAAAGAAAGAAGGAAAAAGGCCUUCACCACCUGUUCAACGCAUUUAACUGUAGUUACCUUUUACUAUGCACCAUCUGCUUACACCUAUAGUCGGCCCAGGAAUGUCCACUCACCAGCAGAAGAUAAGAAUUUGGCCAUUUUUUACACCAUCCUCACUCCCAUGCUCAAUCCCAUUAUCUACAGCCUGCGGAAUAAGGAAGUCCUCAGGGCCAUGACAACAGUGUUUGGAAUAUUUUCUUCUAAGAAAGAAUAGUCAUGGCUGUCCUUACUUUUUUUUUUCUUUAUUUUCUUUUUUGUGUUGAGUCGAACAUCUUAGAGAAGUGCUUUUCAAUAGAAAUAUAAUAGAAGACAUAUGUAAUUUUAAAUUUUCCAGUAGACAUAUUAAAAAGUUAAAUGAAAGUGAAAUUAAUUUAAAGAGUAUAUUUAUUUAACAAAACAUUAGUAAUAUUGUAACUAAUAUAAAUUUUAUCUAUUUUGAUGUUAAUUGUGUAUUCUAUUAUUACAAUGUAUUAUAUA
This is a messenger RNA of Loxodonta africana (African savanna elephant), 1685 nucleotides long. Its product is annotated as olfactory receptor 2L13-like. The record is from RefSeq and is a predicted model, not a curated record. Bases 484 to 1422 code for a protein of 312 amino acids. Gene Ontology annotation, molecular function: G protein-coupled receptor activity; olfactory receptor activity. Gene Ontology annotation, cellular component: plasma membrane. NCBI's taxonomy places the organism in Eukaryota, Metazoa, Chordata, Mammalia, Proboscidea, Elephantidae. Gene Ontology annotation, biological process: detection of chemical stimulus involved in sensory perception of smell; G protein-coupled receptor signaling pathway. The transcript has a single exon.